UCCCAUAAUGCACUCCCCGUUCAUCAGCGGGAAACCAAAAUGGCGAACGUGCUGGGGGAGAAUGAACCGUUUAUUAUUUUCUAAGCAAGGCUCGCGCUCUGCGGGUUUUCGGCGCACACAUUAGUUGAUAAAUCUAAGCCAUCGCAGCAGCGGGAAAACUGCCUCGCGCCUUUUCUGCUUUUUCGUCUCGCGAGGCAUUUGUAACAACGGAGGUGACCGAAUGAGAGACUCUGGGGCUGUGGAUCAGUCGCCUCUCCAUCACAGAGCUCACCCUGAGCAGCAGGCCGUGUCCCUGUCACCCCGCGGCCUCUCAGCCAGGGGGGAGCAUGGGGAAGAAGACAUGUCUGCCAGGUUCACAGAGGGGCAGGAUGUGUUGGCCAGGUGGUCUGAUGGCUUGUUCUAUUUGGGAACAAUCACAAAGAUAGAUCGGGACAAGCAGCGCUGCUUUGUGGUCUUUGAGGAUAGAUCGAAGUCUUGGGUACUUUGGAGCGAUAUUCAAACAGGAGACGAAGAAGACAAGGAUGAUGAGGAUGAUGACAUUGUUUGCUCUAUAUGCCAGGAUGAGACCUCAGAGGAACCUAACGAGAUUGUCAUUUGUGACAAAUGUGGUCAAGGCUACCAUCAGAUGUGUCACUCGCCCAUUAUUGAUGCUGCCGUCAUUGACUCUGAUGACAAGUGGCUGUGCUCAGAGUGUCAGCUGGCUUCUUUGUCCGAGAGGGUGAGUGAACACAGGACGGGGGCAUCUACCAAGAGCUUUCCAAAACAAGCAAAGCAGGAGCCACAUAUGGAGUAUCACCAAUCCUUUCCCUAUGCUCCCGAGGAACUUGUGUGGGAUCAGGGUCAUAAAACCAACGUCCAGCAAUGCUACUGCUACUGUGGAGGACCAGGAGACUGGUACCUGAAGAUGCUGCAGUGUAACAGGUGUCAGCAGUGGUUCCAUGAGGAGUGUCUACAUUGCUUACAGAUGCCACUGCUCAAUGGAGAUAGGUUUUACCUCUUCGUCUGUUCAGUAUGCAGCGGUGGACCAGAGUUCCUUGACCGGCUGCCUCUCAGCUGGAAAGAUGUCGUUCAUCUGUGCUUGUACAACUUGAGUGUGAUUCAGAAGAAGAGGUAUUUUGACUCUCAAAUGCAGUUAAUGCCUUACAUUAAUGAGAACUGGGAGCUGCUGCAGCUGGGGAAGCUUGGCAACACACCAAGACCUGAACGCUAUGAAAAAGUUCUGCAGACCUUAAACGACAAUUGUUACACGUUCAUGUCAGGGAAGGAGGUGAAGAAAAAGAAGCAUUUGUUUCGCCUAAGAAUCUUUUUCCCCCCUGCUCCACCCAACUGUUCUGAACCCGCAUACACGGUGAUGGGGGAGCCGUUACACGAGAUCACUAUAAAAGGAUGCAAGGCCACCAAAAGCUUCUUUGACAUGAAAAGCCUUGGGACUUUAACCAAUGGCACAGAAAAGAAGAAGAAGAAGAAGAAAAAGAAGAAAAAGAGGAAGCAAGAGGCGUGCAGUUUGGAGACGCUGGCUGAACCCCAACGGUCCAAAGAGCCAUCCUUGGAAACAAGUAAACCGGACCCCCGUGCACUGGAUCAUUUGACCUCUGUUAACACCAGGAGUAACAAGCCUCUGCUGUCAUCACGGACUUCUGAUGUGGAAUCCCUCGGCGCCCUCAGCACCUCAGAAACUACCUCAAGUCUUUCCAGACAGUCCAGCCUCUUCAGUUCCAACACGAUGCAAACAACCGCCUGCAACAUGCCUUUCUCUUCUCCGCCUUUAAAACGGAAACGCGGCCGACCACGGAGAACCCCAAAGCCCCCCAAACCAGAACUCCCCCCUCCUCCCAGGCUUCCAGACGCAGACGUCCCAGCCACAGAGAUGUUGGGCUCGCUCCCAGGCCUUCACCCCACAGACAUAGUGCACGGCAUGGACCCCAACACCCAGCUCUCGCACCUAAAGAGCUCAAUCAGCAGCUAUUUUGGGGUAGCGGGGCGUCUGGCUUGCGGAGAAAGGUACAAAGUCCUGGCCCGACGGGUCACCCUGGACGGCAAGGUGCAGUACUUGGUGGAGUGGGAAGGACUCACUGCCACAUAGAUUGGUGGAUGUCAUCGACCAGUUCCUACAAAGGAUCAGUCUGAGCUGGCGAUGAGUGUUCAGAGCAUUAAGUUGUUUAGUGU
Molecule: messenger RNA, 2166 nt
Organism: Fundulus heteroclitus (mummichog)
Lineage: Eukaryota; Metazoa; Chordata; Actinopteri; Cyprinodontiformes; Fundulidae
Gene: mtf2
Product: metal response element binding transcription factor 2
Exons: 15
Coding region: 221-2083 (620 amino acids)
Biological process (GO): regulation of DNA-templated transcription; chromatin organization
Cellular component (GO): nucleus
Molecular function (GO): chromatin binding; DNA binding
Source: RefSeq, a predicted model, not a curated record